This is a messenger RNA of Cheilinus undulatus (humphead wrasse), 3271 nucleotides long. It is a transcript of the gene st3gal8, whose product is annotated as ST3 beta-galactoside alpha-2,3-sialyltransferase 8. Gene Ontology annotation, molecular function: beta-galactoside (CMP) alpha-2,3-sialyltransferase activity. The transcript is spliced from 9 exons. The record is from RefSeq and is a predicted model, not a curated record. The coding region runs from base 347 to 1471 and encodes 374 amino acids. Lineage: Eukaryota; Metazoa; Chordata; Actinopteri; Labriformes; Labridae.
GCAACGACAAACAUCUAACUGUCAUGGGAGCUCCAUCAUAACAAGAAGCAGACUGGUAAAACUGUGAUAAUUAAGGAUUAUUCUUGCUUUAAGGACUGUUGGAAAUAAUUGUGUAAACAUCAGCCCUGUGUCCAGCCAAUCACAAAGCAGCUGGGGUCACCAGACAGGAAGUUACUGACUCUGGCUUCAUGGAUGAGGAGCUGAGAGGAGCCAUGGCAGAACAGAGGAAAACAUCCAAGAGAUGACACCACCCAAAUAUGCCGACAUAGCAGGCUGAUCAUUUGAUUGACAGCUCACAUUCACACAUCCUCCCUCUUGACCCUGCCUUCUUAUCAGCCGUCCAGCCAUGUUGAUGAGGAGGAAGCUGUGUGUUGCGGUGGUGAUCGCUGCCAUCCUUUUCCUCAUGCUUGCCACUCAGAGUAUGCAGGGGAAACACUUCCUGCCGCUGUCAUUGGCCCUGCCCAUCAGCCGGGCCACGCCCAUUGACGAGGAGAUGGUUGGUCGACCGACAGUGCCUCCUUCUGGUCUCACACCUAGAUUACCUGCAAAGCCCCCUCUACCAGACACCCCCAAACCUGAGGAAGAGGAGGAGUCUUUAGGAGACACCAAGACUGAUCAGAGCAGGUCUUGUGGAUGUCCCGAGUCCUGUAUUUCAGACCUGGAGGGCUCAGACUGGUUCAGCCAACGAUACGAUCCCAAACAGCAGCCCAUCAUCAAAGAAAACAACAACAAUUUUGACCCCAGUGCAAUUAAAUGGUGGCUGGGUCUGCAGCGUUCAGGAAACGACCAGACGAUAGAGCAGGUGAUGGAAAAGAUGUUUAAGAUCGUUUCCCCACCAACUGAAGAUUUCAAGCCCUCUGCCUCUCGAUGCCGUAAAUGUGCUGUGGUUGGAAACUCCGGCAACCUGCAGCAGUCAGGACACGGCAGCCUGAUCAACUCCCAUGACUUCAUAUUCAGGAUGAACAAAGCAGUGACCCGUGGAUACGAGAAAGAUGUCGGAAAUCGAACCACGUAUCACAUCCUGUACCCGGAGAGCGCGGUGGACAUCAGUCCUGGCGUCAGCCUUGUCCUGCUGCCUUUCAAACUGAGAGACCUGGAGUGGCUGACCAGUGCGCUUUCCACUGGUGAAAUCAAAAUGACGUACAUGAGAGUCAAAGAGAGAGUGACAGCUGAUAAAGACAAGGUUCUUGUGGUCAACCCGGUCUUCUUCAAGUACGUAACUGAUCGAUGGACUGAACACCACGGUCGAUAUCCGUCUACAGGCAUGCUGGCUAUCAUCUUCGCUCUGCAUACCUGUGACCAGGUUUCUGUAUUUGGUUAUGGUGCCGACCAGCAGGGUAACUGGCAUCACUACUGGGAGCAAAAUCGCAAUGCCGGAGCCUUUAGGAAAACGGGCGUCCACAGCGCCGACUACGAAACGGAGGUCAUCCACCGGCUCGCCAAGGAGGGAAAGAUCAAUCUGCACCUGUGACACAACCACUGACCCAUGCGUCUGCUGAUCCACGCUGAUGGAUCUACACUUAUGGACUGAAUGACCAGUGGAUCAAUCGCCACGAGACCACGAACCAGCGGUAUCUCGUCUGGGUGACUCCGGCUAACCCAGCUUUUCUCUGGCACUGAAAGACACAUUUAUGCGCUGGAUAUCUUCGCCAGAUUCAGAGCGUUUUUGAGGAUAUUCAGACAGGAAUCAAACCUGUGUACUUAUUGCACGUCAAUCAUGACAUCUGCCUUAAAUCAGCCAUCCUGAAGUAGUAGAUUUGUAAAUACUGGAUUAUCUUUUGAUGGCGCCUUAAUGAGUGGGAGGAGCUCUCUUCCAGUGAAACAUAUUCAUCCUGCUGGUUUCAAUGCCUUUGUUUUCGGGACCUCCACUCUGUAAACAGACUUUCCUGCCAUUUGUGACUGCGAGGAUCGACCACACAAGUUUUGCUCUGAGCGGGAAACAACCACAGACUUUUUAUAUCUUUUUUUAUGGGAAUUUAUAAACAUUUUACAGGGAAAACCUCUUUUUUUAAUCAAAGCACUUUUGCCCUGAAGAAGAAAAAGCACAAAGAAGCAAUGCUGUUGCUUUUUUGUCCAAAUAGAUUAACUCUUUUUUUGUAUUUUAUAUCAUUUAUAAUCCAUCCGCUAGUUUUAAUUCAACCAAUCCGUCCUGAUAGACUUGAAAUAUAAGCAGGACUUUUUUUGUCACAAAAUGCCUUUAAAACUUCCUGUUUUGACCAUAUAUGGAGAUGGAAGCUGAGUAGGAGGAGUCUGUGAUAGGUUGUUAUCCUGUGUUUGAGGAACAGUCUGCAGAUUUUCAGGGUAUGUCAUCAUUUGUCAAAAAUAGAAACAGUAUAAUCAUAUUGUAUUAAUUUUUAUGAAAAUUUUUGUUCAAAAAAUGUGUUAAUUUGGUCGUAAAAAUAAGCUCAAACUGAGCAAUUUAGCUCAAAAUAUGACUUUAGUAAAGCUGCAGACUGUUUAAGCUAAUGGAUGAAGACAAGGAGACCAUGCACGACUUUUGAGUAAAGAUUUAUUGAUGAAAAUCUACAUGAACACGGUCAAACAAUCAGUAAGAUCACCACUGAGUGAUGCAUGGAUGAGUGGAAGAUUAGUGCAAUGUGCUUUCAUAGAAAUAAUCUAAAGAGCAACCAAAAAAUAAUCAACCAUACGAAUGAAGAGAGACUGACCAAUCCGGGGGCAGCAGAGGAGUCGUCUGCUGUCUGCCGGACGUCCUGUUAAAGGGAGAGGACAGCCUGCAGAGUGCUGUCUCACCUGUACUGUGAAUGUACAAAAAACUGUUGCUGAUUGUCAAUCACAGUCGUUCGAGUGUUCGUGGCCUUAUUCACACAACGAGGAGAUAGAAGAUUUCACACUGGGGUGGUUUGAGUCUGAAUCUGAGUUGUCUCUCCAGCAAUUUCAUAUUGCUCUUUUCCUCACAUUUUGGCUUCACUGAACACCAUUUGGUCCUCCAAAUGUUUUUUUGCACCACGUUUUUAACAUCAAGACAUAACAAAGAUCUAAUUUAGCAGUUCAUGAGAAAACGUUGUAGCCUCUGGGAGCGAGAGCUGACUAUUCAAAGCCUCAGGUAUAACAAGUGGGUAGCAAUAAGAGACUUGCAGCUAAAAUGUCCUUUUCCAUGUGUUACCUUUGUUUACUGUGAAUAGAAACCUCAGAAACACGAAUUCAGUGAGCGUUCAGAAACAGCAUGUUAAAGCAGAUUAACGACUACACAUGUAUGCAGACAUCUGUUAAUGCAUCUAGAAAGGCCACCCAAUAAAUCUCUAAAACUGAA